ACAUAGACCAGGUACCGAAGUACGGAGGGUGAAAAUACUAGCGUCUUUAAUUUUCUGCGAUCUCGCUAUUUCCUCUGGAAACGGUAACGGACCUAUUGCAUGCCAUCAGGGCCAGUGACCUUACCCGACUCUGAUAGACUGGGAUGAUACCCUUGGACGAACUUCACGUUCCAUAAAGAUCUGACCUUAUAUGAAUAUGAACGACCGACAAUUAGAAAUAGAGGGCUUGGACAAGAUAACAGCAGAGCCGGAGAAAAAUAUUUUCUCCUCCAGUCCUGCCGCUGUCUUUCUGCCAACUCUCUCGGUGGCUGGUAGGUAAAAAACCUCGUCCUCAUGUUUCCAGAACUGAGAACGAGGACAAUAUCAAACCAACAUGGCGGCUAGUACAAGCGAACCCAAAAGCAGCGAAAGAAACAGGUGGUAAUGAUAUUAUCGUGAAUGCCAGUGAAAGAAUGGCACCUUUUACUAAAAGACACGUGAAAAUCACAGGAGCAGCUGCUCUUACCGUCGCUAGUUUUUAUAUUAUAAAAAAAUACGGGCCUUGCGUCGGGCGAAGGAUAUUGAACAAACUACAAAACCAAAGUAAGAAGACAAGAUUGACCUUGGUGUCUUCUAAUACAGGGUCAAAGGUAAAACGAAGAACAGCGGCAUUGGACUAUGUAUUUAUUUCACAGGCAUGGAAGCUGUUGAAGAUUCUUUUUCCUGGGAUAUGGACAAAACAAGUGGGACUGUUGUUUCUCCAUUCAGUCUGCCUUUUCAUCAGGACAUUCCUCUCUAUAUACGUGGCAACCCUUGAUGGCAGGAUAAUAAGAUCGGUAGUGCAGAAAAAUGUGUUGAAAUUCGUUUUACUGCUAACUAACUGGAUAGGAGUGGCAAUUCCUGCGACUUUCAUAAACAGCAUGAUUCGGUAUCUAGAGAGCAAACUAUCACUUGCUUUCCGCACAGAGCUCGUGAACCAUGCCUACGAGAAGUACUUCUCAAAUCAAACUUACUAUCGUGUUGGCAACUUGGAUGGUAGACUGGCGAAUGCUGAUGAGUGUCUUACGGAGGAUAUACGCAUGUUUUGUAGUUCAGUGGCUCAUCUUUACUCUCACUUAACCAAACCUUGCCUGGACAUUUUUGUGAUUUGCUGGACGCUGGAUGGGAUGGCUCGAAAAAGGGGAACAUCGUGGAAGGUGCCAGUGUCAAUAGCAGCUGUAGUGAUCUAUUUAACUGCCAUGAUCUUGAAAAAGCUGAGUCCCAGGUUUGGUAAGAUUGUGGCGGAAGAGUCACAGAAGAGGGGACAACUGAGAUUCCUUCACUCCAGGGUUAUCACCAAUGCAGAGGAGAUUGCUUUUUAUGGUGGUCACAAAGUUGAACUGACAUUACUGAAACAUAGUUUUCAGUCGCUGGUCCAGCAAAUGGAGCUGCUCUUCAGCAAACGCCUUUGGUUCAUCAUGCUGGAACAGUUCUUAAUGAAGUAUGUGUGGAGUGCAUCAGGUCUUGUUAUGGUGGGAUCAAGUAUCCUGUUAGGGAAAGGGACAACAAAGGAACAGCAGGGACUUACAGACCAAGUUGUAAGUGAAAGAACAGAGCAUGUGACAACAUCACGCUCACUGAUGGUUUCUGCUGCAGAUGCCAUAGAAAGAAUCAUGUCGUCUUACAAGGAGAUAAUAGAAUUGAGUGGUUACACGACACGUGUUUCAGAGAUGUUUGAGGUCUUUGAAGAUGUUGAGCAGGGACACUGUCAACGGCAAGUUACUAGAGAGUUGACAGAGAGGAGAGAUUCAAUUGACGAGGCUGAGCAGCCCACCAGUGAAGCUGUUGGUGUCCAUGGAGAAGUGGUAGAUUUGAGUCAGAUGUCAGGUGGCAAGGUAGUUGACACUGAGGGAAGCAUUGCCUUGAAGGACGUCGCUAUUAUCACACCAUGUGGUGAUGUAGUUGUGUCAAGUUUGUCCUUUGAGAUGGAGCCAGGAAUGCAUCUGUUGAUAACAGGUCCAAAUGGUUGUGGUAAAAGUUCUUUAUUUCGUAUUCUUGGUGGACUGUGGCCAGUUUACAAAGGGUUCCUGGCCAAACCACCUCCUAGCCACAUGUUCUACAUACCUCAAAGACCAUAUAUGCCAAUUGGUUCUCUGCGUGACCAAGUGAUUUAUCCUCACACAUUUGAAGACAUGCAGUCUUGUGGCAUUACAGAUGAUGUUUUAGAGACUAUUUUGGCCAUUGUUCAUCUGAAGUAUAUAGUCAAAAGGGAAGGAGGUUGGGAUGUGGUAAAGGAAUGGAAGGAUGUCUUCUCAGGAGGAGAGAAACAGAGAAUGGGAAUGGCACGACUCUUCUAUCACAGGCCCCAGUUUGCCUUACUUGAUGAGUGUACCAGUGCUGUGAGUAUUGAUGUGGAGGGAAGUAUCUUCCAAGCUGCUAAAGAUGAAGGGAUCAGUCUUUUGAGCAUCUCACACAGACCGUCCCUAUGGAAAUUUCACACACAUCUACUUCAGUUUGAUGGGGAGGGUGGCUGGCGCUGGGAGGAACUGAACACAGCCACAAGACUGACACUUAAUGAAGAGAAACAGAAGCUCGAAUCACAGCUGGCUGGAGUUCCCAAGAUGCAACAGAGGCUGCAUGAGCUCUGUUCUCUACUUGGAGAAGACUCAGUUUUGUGUGUGAAGAACUAAAUUAUCAGGUUGGCAGAGCAGAAAAUAGUAAUUUCAGUUCUAUUUUGUUUUUCUUGUCUGCACGACACCCUUUGCAUCAUACAUAUAACUUGCCCUUAGUAAAGUUUCAAAGGUUUUUUUUGGUGCAAUGAAAAAAUUUUAUUGUCAGUGUGAACUUGAUUGUUGAUCGGCAAACUAUAAUGUUGCUUUGACUUUUGAAUAUCAAGGGCAUUAAUUUUGUUUUUCAUUCGAUCAUGUAUUUGUUAUAUUAUUAACUAAUCACACUGAACUUUUUAUUAGUUCCAGUAGGAUGGUGUGCACUGCACCCAAAAAGUUUGGUUUUAAAGUUCUUGAUAUUUUUAGUUAUGCCUUGUUUUACUUAAAAGAUAAGGGACAUGGGGGGAGGGAUGUAAAAAUGGGACCUUUUUUUGCUUGAAAAAAAGGGUGAAGGGAAAGUUUUAGCCCCUAGUAAGUACAUGUAUAUUUUUCAGCAACCACAGAUUGCAAUGAAAGAAACAAAACCCAUAUACGAUAUUGGAGCAUUUGUUAAUUCCAGGUUUAUCUGGUCCUAUGGAAGUAGGCUAAACAGAAAGAAAUUUCAUGUUUUUGGUACUGCUUGUCAAAAUAUGUUUGCUCCAAAAAAGUAUUUUUAUUGUUUUAAGUAACUUUAUUUUUACGUGAUGUUCAAAGGCAAGAGAUCAACACAGUUAUUUACGUAACAGGGGUUGUUACGUGUUUGGUAUACAGAUACGCUAAAUGUAACGUGAAGUCUGUAAUAACCCCUCAGGGGCUUGAACCACAGAAAGGGGAAUUACGUCAUGUGAAACAAUUGAACCUUACUCACUCGCGUGCUUGCCACUGCGCCACCACACCUCUUUCUCGUGAUAAGAGUGUGGGACUUAACACGUGUAGGACUAAAUGCUUCUAACUUCAUAUAAUCAACUAAAAAGGUUAGAAGUUUUCUGACAUAUCAAUUUUCACUAGAAUUUAAAAGUUUGCAAAACUAUUCCCUUUGAAAACAAUGCAAUUGACAUCCUGUUUAAAAGCUGUCUACGCUGACUGGCGUGCAUCCCCGCAGCCUGAAGCUGCAUCCCGAAAAAAGAUAUUUUUAAUUGUCUUUUCAAAGUUGGAAUAAUUAGUUACAACAUUGGUUAUAGCCUUUCACUGCUUGAAAUCUGUGUUGCUACUUUUAUUCUUAUUCCUUACCACCCUUUUUUCCUAUUUAGUCUAAUCUCAGGGUAUCAAUCGUCCCGGGAUUCCACUGUCAAUUACCUUUUAGGGUUUAUUAGGUAGAGAAAGCAUUACAAGUAAUUCUCUCGGUUAGAACUAUCAGAAAUUGAGGUUUUACAGCAGAGAGCGAUAUGUUUUCUUAGUGGUAAAAAAGAUAUUUUAAUGGCUGAUUUAUUUGUAUCAUUUGCUGUGUUAAUUAAAUUUUCGGGAUCUAACUUAAAUUAUAAUCCAUCGAAUAUUUUCUCUCGCGCGCGACUGGUCUAAACGCGUCACGUGACUGAAUAUUCCCUAGCUAAGGAUAUUCCCCAAUUUUCAAAACUGCGCGUGUUGCG
Molecule: messenger RNA, 4189 nt
Organism: Orbicella faveolata
Lineage: Eukaryota; Metazoa; Cnidaria; Anthozoa; Scleractinia; Merulinidae
Product: ATP-binding cassette sub-family D member 2-like
Biological process (GO): long-chain fatty acid import into peroxisome; fatty acid beta-oxidation; peroxisome organization
Cellular component (GO): peroxisomal membrane
Molecular function (GO): ATP binding; ATP hydrolysis activity; ABC-type transporter activity
Source: RefSeq, a predicted model, not a curated record